Nanorana parkeri is the source of this 1764-nucleotide messenger RNA. RefSeq names its product myosin-binding protein H-like. The transcript has 10 exons. The record is from RefSeq and is a predicted model, not a curated record. Gene Ontology annotation, molecular function: protein binding. NCBI's taxonomy places the organism in Eukaryota, Metazoa, Chordata, Amphibia, Anura, Dicroglossidae. The coding region runs from base 1 to 1764 and encodes 587 amino acids.
AUGACCGCCUGUUUUGGCGCUACUUUGGAUGAGAUCAUUAAGGAUCUGACGGGGGGUAAGAGCACCUUCUUACCUCAGGCGCGCAAGAAGGAGCAGCGGCGGAGGCCGGGGCCUUCCUUUUCCGCUCACAAGCUGCUUUUUCGCCUUCCGAGAACGGCGGUAAGCUCACGAGAGCCGCUCUCUCCCAGUCUCACAAGCGUCCCUGGCAGCCGAAGCCCGCCGUUUUUGGUUCUUCAUAGGGACAAGGCUGUUCUCCGCCCUCGGCCGCCCUUCCUGCCUAAGGUCGUGUCGGCUUUUCAUUUGAAUGAGGACAUUGUUUUGCCGUCUUUAUGCCCAAAGCCGGUUCACAGGAAGGAAAGGGCGCUGCAUUGCCUGGAUGUGGUGCGCGCUCUUCGGGUUUAUUUGGAAGCUACUGCUUUCCGUGAGACUGAUUCAUUGUUCGUCCUCACGGGGGGUCCUCGUAAGGGCCGGGCCACGGCGGCUACCGUUUCACGAUUGAUUUGUGCUGUGGUUGUUCAGGCGUACGCUGUUAAGGGGCAACCACCCAACAGCCCAGAAAGUCUUUCAGUGGAUGCUGUUGAUGAUACCUCUCUAUCCUUGAGAUGGAAAGCUCCUGAGAAAGAAGGCACCUAUAUCAUUGAUGGCUAUCUGCUUGAGUACCAAAAAGAAGGAAGUUCAGACUGGGUAGCCGUGAACAAGGAACCUAGCAUUUCAACCCAUUACAAGAUUACCAAUUUGACUACUAAUGAAAAGAUUCUACCUCGUGUUUCAGCAGUCAGCAAAGCUGGAUCCAGUGCUCCAGAAGCUCUGGAACACUUUGUGCUGGUCCGAGAAAUCGUCGAUCGCCCCAAAAUCCGUCUCCCAAGAAACCUGCGUCAAACAUUUGUGAGGCAAGUUGGAGAGGCUGUGAAUCUUGUUAUUCCUUUCCAGGGUAAGCCAAAGCCUCAAGUUAUAUGGACUAAAAAUGGACAGCCCUUGGACCCCAAACAAGCGAGUGUCAGGAAUAGUGAAAGCGAUACUAUUCUUUUUAUUCGCAAAGCUGAACGAAAAGACUCUGGAACAUAUGAGGUCUUAGUUAAAAUUGAUGACCUGCAGGAUAAAGCCAAGAUUGACAUACAAAUUGCUGAACGGCCUGGCCCCCCCAAGAGCAUUAAGCUGGUGGAUGUAUGGGGCUUCAAUGCAGCUCUUGAAUGGACACCUCCUCAGGAUAAUGGAAAUGCAGAAAUUACAGGUUAUACUGUGCAGAAAUCAGAUAAGAAAACUGGGGAAUGGUUUACCGUCCUUGAGAAUUAUCGCCAACUUAACUGCACUAUUUCUGACUUGAUCAUCGGAAAUUCCUACUUCUUCAGGGUAUUUGCUGAAAACCUGUGUGGACUUAGUGAGAAAGCUGCUACAACUAAAGAUGCUGCUUUAGUAAAGAAACAAGUAAAUACAUACAAGCCUCCUGAGUAUAAGGAUUGUGCUUUGACAGAAGCACCAAAGUUCACUCAGCCUCCUAAUGACCGAACAACAACACAUGGAUAUACUACGAAACUAGUGUGCAGCGUUCGUGGCAGCCCCAAGCCUAAAGUUGUCUGGAUGAAAAAUCAAAUGGAAAUUCGGGAAGAUCCCAAGUUUCGGUCCCUUGUCAACCAAGGUGUAUGCUCCCUUGAAAUCCGAAAACCUAGCCCAUUUGAUGGUGGUGUGUAUACUUGCAAAGCCAUCAACUCUCUGGGAGAGGCAAAAGUAGAAUGCAGACUUAAUGUCAAAGUACCGCAGCUCUAA